This is a messenger RNA of Cuculus canorus (common cuckoo), 6259 nucleotides long. RefSeq names its product MINDY lysine 48 deubiquitinase 4 (gene MINDY4). The record is from RefSeq and is a predicted model, not a curated record. Gene Ontology annotation, molecular function: cysteine-type deubiquitinase activity; K48-linked deubiquitinase activity. The coding region runs from base 465 to 2738 and encodes 757 amino acids. NCBI's taxonomy places the organism in Eukaryota, Metazoa, Chordata, Aves, Cuculiformes, Cuculidae. Gene Ontology annotation, biological process: protein K48-linked deubiquitination. The transcript has 18 exons.
AGUUUUACUGGGGAAACAUAGGUGGUUAAAAGCAGCAUUUGCACAUGCUGCAAAUAGUUAACUGAGAUUCUUCCGGUGCCUUUAAAUUAAUCCGCAAAUGAUCCUCUUGCUCAGAUUUGAACAUUCCUUUCUCAAAUUUUACUGUUUAAAGCAACUGCCGAAACGCUCGCUGCCGCGUUAUGCCACGAGCUCUCUCAAUUUCAAGUUUUUACCCAUGAGCUCUCUCAAUUUCAAGUUUACCAUCGGUUUCCUUCCCAGAAGGAGGAGUUCUCCCUGCUUCCGAUGACAUGGUCUCCACAGCAACAUUCCUCCCGCCACUGGCCUGCAGAGAGCUUUGCUGAUGCCUCAGCACCACAGCAGUUAAACUCCGUCCGCACCGAAGAGCUGCAAUGCCGGCAGACUUGAACGGGACGUUGGAUGAGCAGAGUAAAACCCACGUCCUCUAAGAGCGUUUUGGGCUAAAAAUGGACAACUCCUUUGUGGAAGAAGUGGCUGCAUCAUUGGUGAGGGAAUUUCUCAGUAGAAAGGGUUUGAAGAAAACCAUUACCACCAUGGAUCGGGAGCUUCCACGUUCUGCACUUAGCAUCAAUAAUAGGAAUGAACUUCGAGAAGUCCUACAUCUGCACUCCUUGUACAAACAGAACAAGGCAAAAGAGAACCCACUGAAAACACUUCUUGAAAUUAUUACUAAUUACUUCCUUGAGCACCGUGGCACUUCCAGAAGCAUCAGUUCAAAUGCUGCUCUGUCAGCUCCUCAAAGUAAGAAUUUAGCAUCUCAUCCACCCAACUCCUCGGAGGAAGAUCAUGUGUGUGGGAGUGCCAUUACACUUAAUGAAAGUGAAACUCAAGCCUACAGAUGUGGUGCUGAGAAUCCACUAGAUAAACUCCUUCCAUCCAGAAAACACCAGCACAGAAGUGAAAAAUGCCAUACAGGAACAAUACACAACAGCCACUUGACUUAUGAUGGGGAUAAGAAAUUAAAAGAUAGUCGAGAAGAUUUAACAGCAGCAACAGUUUCUGAGGAGCUGAAAUGCACAAUGAAGAAAAAGCCAAGGUCAAAGUCUGGUCUCAUUGUCAGAGGAAUGAUGGCUGGACCAGUAGCAAGUUCUCCAGAGGAUGUGGAAAAAAGGAGGCUUUCAAAACGAUCCACUAGUGUAAGCAGCACAGCACAGUUCAAGGGUGAAGAACAUGAAGAAAAUUACCCGAAUAUCCCAAGUACUGAUUUUCAAGAAAGCAAAAGAUCUUCAACACAAGUAAAUAUGGAGUUUGCAUCUAAGACUAUGUCAAGCUCACACACAAGUUCAGUGUAUGAAAAACUAAGAAACAUCCCUAAAGAUGCUGAUGACUCUUUUGCCAAACUUCUGUCUGAAAGAGAGAGGACCAAGACAGAAGAAAGAAAAUCAGUUCCAGGCUGUGAUACAGACAGCAAUGAUAAAAGCCUUAAAGUGAGUGCCCCUCACAGACAUUCAGGAUCUGCAAGAGAGAAGAGAGAAAGAUCCCUCAAGAAAAAUGAGAGUCGGUUGUCAGGCCACAGGAAGUCUCCAACAUCCAUGUGCUAUAAAGAAGACCAGGUGAAAGAUGUCCUCGAAUUAGUCGAUGUUGAGGAUGAAGAAAUACCUGGAGAAGUUAGUAAGAACCCGGAUCUUUCAACAUUGUACAUGCUUCAAGUAGUGUCAAAGGCAAUUGAUAUUUCUCUUGCAAAAGAAUUAAAAAAUCUUUUGUUUGGCUCUAGUCUUUGUUGCUUCAGUGAAGAAUGGAAAAUACAGAGUUUUACAUUUAAUAACAUACCACAGUUAAAAUACGGCAUUGUGCAAAAAAAGGGUGGCCCAUGUGGAGUACUGGCUGCAGUUCAAGCUUGUGUCCUACAACAGCUUAUCUUUGCAGAGAGUAACAAGAAUAAAGACACUCGUUGUCUUCAGCCUUCAGAAGUUCACAGGACCAAAUGCCUCACCAUGGCUCUUGCAGGCAUAUUGUGGCGCGCGGGAGGCAAUGAAAAAGCAGUUGUGGCACUGCCGUCAGGAAGACAGCAGUUCAAUCCCAUAGGAAAAUACAAGGCAGAUGGAAUCUUAGAAACUCUAAUACUACACACAGCAACAAAAUAUGAAGAUCUGAUUGUAUUUCUUCAGCAGAAUAUUCACCAGUUUGAAAUUGGUCCCUGUGGGUGCAUCCUUCUGACUGUGUCUGUCAUCUUAUCAAGAUCGAUCAAUCUGGUGCGCAAUGAUUUUGAUGUGCUUACAAAUCGAUUGAUUGGCAGCCAUGGCUAUUGUACUCAGGAACUGGUGAAUUUGCUUUUGACUGGCAAAGCUGUGUCCAAUGUUUUCAACAAUGUGAUAGAGCUGGACUCUGGAAAUGGCAAUAUAACAAUUUUGAAAGGUAUCACAAGCCGCAGUGAUAUUGGUUUGCUGUCUCUCUUCGAGCAUUAUGAUGUUUGUCAGGUUGGUUGUUACUUGAAGACGCCUAAAUACCCAAUUUGGUUGGUAUGCAGUGAAAGCCACUUCAGUGUGCUUUUUUGUUUGGAAAAGGAUUUACUAGGUGACUGGAAAACAGAACGGAGAUUUGAUCUAUAUUAUUAUGAUGGCUUGGCCAACCAGGAUGAAGAAAUACGGUUGACGGUUGACACAACUCAGAUGUGCGCUGAAGAUAAAGAAAAUGAUCUUACUCCUCCACUUGAGCAUUGUAUUAGGACAAAGUGGCAAAGAGCUGUUAUUGACUGGAAUGGCACAGAACCAAUCUUGUGACUGACCUGACCUGCACUUUAGUUGUAAAGACAAAAAGGAAAUGACUGAAUUAGCGCAUUCCUAUUCCCACCAAUACAGGAAAUAGGUCAAUUUUACGAUGAGGAAGAAUGACAUGGUUUGCAGGCUGGAAGUUUCACCUCAAUCAUCUUGUGCUUCAGAUAUGUUGCUUAUAAUAUAAACAAUACUUACGUAAGUUCCUUGUCACUACCUUUAACAUACAAACUUCUGAGAGCAGACUGAAUUUCCACCACCAAGUCAAGGUUGCAGAUGAAGCAGUGAAAUUGUCAACGUCCCCUUGAGGUCUCCUUCUGGAUCCACUCUGUAUCCUGCAAUUGUUUUAAAGUAUCUGAUGGAAGAUGCUGAACCCACAUUUCUGUCACUGUACAUGCCUUCUCUGUAUAAGUAUAAAAUAUCAUCCAAGAAAUAUAUAUUCACUUCUCUACCUGAUAUUAAUCUUAUUUUGCACUAAACAGACUGGUAACCGUAUGGGCUUUUCAGAUAAAUCCUGACCUAUACAAAGUUCUUGUUGCAUCAUAAGAUUUGCAGUAAGGACUGUGGUUUUGUGUUACCAGAAUAAUAACACCAGUACAUUCUUUAUUUUGGGUGCAAUUGAUGUGUAACAGUGCCUCACACUGAUGUAGCUCAUUUUUCUUUCUGAGUGAGAAAUAGCUGUGUCAGUAUUUUACAUUUGUACCAAUGUAACUAUUUAGAUAUUAGUUUAUUUACACCAAAGUGAUAGAUAAUAUCUGUGGUUUGCUUCUCCAUAAUUACAAGGAAACAGAAGAACUGUUAGAUUUGAAAUUUAAAUGGUGCCUAUCUGUGAUAGAUGCCAUUUUUCAUGAUUAAAUAAAGUGCAUGUACUGUGGAGAUGUAUCACAAGGUACUGAAACAGCAGUGUGUAUUCUGAUAUGUAUUCUUUAAGUGACUUAUUUUAGCAACACUUUACCAAAACUGGAACCAGUUAAUGAACAGAAGAUUGAAAAAAUGCCUUGGAAAAUGGCAGAGAAAUGAUGUUUUUAGAAUUAAUUCUCUGACUUGAGAGUCAGUAUUUCAUGAGAAACUAAUAAAGAACUUCUACUUUCUGAUAGCACCUUCUUGCUAGUCAGUAUGCAGACUCCUCUGAGUCCUGAUAAACUAGUUGCUCUUUCCAAAAUCAGUUUCCUGCAAAAAAAUCAAUGUCCUACUGUAUGUAGCGUGGAGAUACCAGACAGACUAUGCAAAUACAAAUCUUGGAGAAUUAGCACUUGCACUAGGUUUGGAAACCAACCUGAGUGUAAGCCAUAAUAGUGUACCAGGAAGGUUUGGGUUGGCUUUGAAUGAACAACUGUCUCCCCCCUUUGCUUCCCAUUCAUAUCAAACUAUCUGUAUGCAGUAAAACAUGUCAGGGUUUCAGUUAUUUUAAUUCAAUUUAGUUCAGUGUGAUGCAAUUUCUUUGGUUUAGAUCCAGUAGGCAAAAUUCUUUAAACUUUGUGAGAUUAAGAUCUCCCAUUCAGCCUCUGAGACAUAGGCAGCAUCAGAUCUGAGCUGAUUCCUGACUCUACUACAGGGACAUUACAUAGCCUUUGGCAAACCCUUUCAUCUUUGUAUACAUAGAGAUGUGUUCAUACUAUCAGCUAUAGGUGGACUCAAUACUGCCUUAAAGAUAACAUCAUCAUCCAUACUUCAAGCACUCCAGUUUUGCAGGAAAAGCUUGCCUCGGUGUGAGCUUCAGGGUUUCUGGGAGCUGCAGGUGCAAAAUGGUCAAAGAUCCCAGAUCCAAAGCCUUUGUUCCUCUUGAAAUUUCUAUGAAUAGUAAUCCACACUUUGUUUCAUGAAGCAAAUACAGUUUGAUUUACCCAUCUACCUCACAGGGCCUUUCUAUCAUAAAGCAACAUUUUUUGCGGAAUGCAUUUGUGCAGAAAAUAGUGUAGAGAUAAAAAAUGGUCAGAGAUUUUUGGAACCAAGUUUAAUAAAAAAUUCCUUUCUGGAUUUCCCAGUCUAUGCCAGUAUUUUAAAACACUGCUUUAAAGUAUGUCAGUCUGGAGAUAAUCUUCCACUCCCUGAUAGAAAAGCAGCAAAGAUAAGUGUUCAUCUCAGGGGGAGGAGGGAGCUACCUUGUGGCAGGUCAGAUUUCAUCUGACUAAAAUUUGGGUAUCUGCAGUGCAGAUGUGUUCAGAGGAGAUGUUCUCCUCUGUUCAGAGGAGGGGAGAUAUCAGGGUGUGAUGUAUCUGGGAUUAGGAUGAGAAGAACUGUGCUCCAGGCUGUAGGAUGAUGAGUAUAAAUCCAGGAGGAUUGCCUCAAAUGCAUUUCACUCAUGAAGACGUAAAGAUUUCUCAGGGUAUAAGAAAACAUAUAGAUUAGUAAAUUGGACUUGAAAAUAGCUUGUGGUUUAUGUUUUAUGUUGGAGGGUAAAUGAAGGUGUGGGGAAGCCCUGAACUCUGACCCUCUUUCAAAAACAGGCUGCAAAGAACUUUGAGAACUUCAUCACUAGUUGUAGAGAGUAUUUUUGCUGAAACUUAGUUGAAACUUCAGUGAUGCAGAUCUUUCUUACCUCUUGUCUGUUGUUAUGCUCACAUAUAUUCAUUCUGCAAAGUCCACUGUCCACCCACCUGUCAUCUAUUUAAAAUGACCGAACUACAGAGUCACCUGUGCCGGCACUCACAAAGGCAAAAAUAAAAGCACUUGGACCACUUCACCAAAUCGCCAUCUCUGUAGGGGAAUUCCACCAAGCUGGAACACUGAGAACCUCUGCAUUCUAAACUCCUUCCACUGUCCUUGCUCCUGGACACUAAAAGCAGUAUUUUUCUUCAACAGGGUUUUGUGGCAGUGUCCUUACCAGGCAGGAGAGACAGCUCUUGAGAUUUGCUAGGACAUCCUUCCAUAAGGAGAAAUGUGCAACCAGAACAUUAAUUUAUAUCUAGUUGUUCUCAGAAAAAUGCCAGGGCAUUGCCUCAGUCACUGCAUCAAGAAGAUGACUGGCAUAUUUUUAUUUGAUAUAAAGCACCAGAAGGUGUUUCCUUUAAGACUUUACAGGGCUUUUUGUGUCAAUCAGACGAGGCAAUGCAAAAUGUUAUACGACAAUGCAAAAAAAAAAUCUUUUGCACAGAUCUGUGUAGAAUCAUAUCCUGUUCCAGCAGCAUACAUGUAUUUUUUUAAUUAUGUUUUCCUCUUCAUUGUUUCUCAUUCUCUUUUUCAUUGGCCAAUGAAUGUGACUUCCUGAAAUAAACAAAACAGUAACCAUUUGAUAACUGAGCAUUAAAAGACACUGGUGACAUUGGCGCUUGGUCUGUAUGAUGUCUUAAUUUCAUUCUCUUCUGUGGCUUAAAAAAAUACACCGUCUGCUGAAAAUUGACCCCUUAGCUAACAACAGACAUGACUAAUUGUUUAUGUAGAUGAAUAUGUAAGCAAAGGUACUAUUUUGGUGAGGUGUCAUUAUGUCACCUUUGUAUCAAAUGUAUAUUUAACUUUGUCUUGUACAGAAUGUCUCAUACAAAUAAAACAUUUAAAGCAAUGAUAAUAGUAAAAGCCCAGAUUUCCUCCUC